GGCCAACCCCACCAUGUCCAGGUCUUUGAUGAAGUUUCAUCCCAUUUUUGGUUUUCUGGGUCUGUUAGCAUCGGUACUGGUUUGUCCCGGCGUUCAUCCCCUGGAAUCAAUCGUUCCGGAACGCGGCCUGACGCCGAGGAAUUUUAACCCGCACCCCUACGUGUCGGCAGCGAUGGGAACGACCAUUCUCUCUAAUUUCGAUCACCCUUACGCGGCUGUCGCGUCAAAGCGUUCGAGACACGUUCAAAACCGUUCGAAAACUCGGGACAGCGACCGUGUCGCUUCGAUUACCAGCCUCGCCAAUUUCGCUCGUGAUUUCCUCGGGCUUAUCAACGGGGAAAAACGGCAACCGGUUACUUCAAACGAUCCGUACAAUGGCGCCUUCGAGUUUCCGUUGGAGAUAAACGAGCGGCACGUGGCCGAAAAUGUGGGUGGAUACGGAAUCAUCGGGAGUGCCGUACAGGGUAAUCAGAAGGGAGGCGAAAUUGGUGUGGAGAAACUCGCCAUUGGAUAUUACAGAGAUGAAGACGGAGAUGGAACGAGGAGGAAACUGCCAACUGUCAAGGAUGCCGGGCUAUUCCUGCAGGGGAAGCUGCUUUUCGAGGAGAAGCUUAAUUUCGCAAGCGUUCAACAAUCUUCCUUCAACGUAGAAUCCGCGGCCCUUCGGGAUACAAACGACAACCUUAGCCAAGGAUUGUACGUGACAAGUGACGAAGAGGAUCACUUCCAGCCGGGUGCACCGCAGGUUCCGUCCGAUACGUCCGACGUCUCCGAUUUAAGGCUCGUUUCAUUGACGAGGUACGACGUCGUCAGCCCGACGUGCUGCAGCGGCAGCCACCAAGUUUCUCUGACGGGUUACCUCGGCCACCGAGGCUGGUCGGAUGAUCAGCUCCAGCCUCUGUAUGGAAUCAACACUCAUGCUCGGCCGGAUUAUUUCCUUACCACGGAUCCAGAUUAUCGGCAUCAUUCACAUCGCUCCGACGAAAACCAACGUUUUCUUCCCGCUGAUCCCAGCCCGCGUUAUUCCUCGUAUUUUUCUUUUCAUACUCCAUCACGAGUUAAUAAUUGAGUGAUGUGAUUUGUGUAGAUUCAACGUGUGAUAUAAGCAUGGCGGGAAGAAUAUUGUCCAUUUUUGAAGUUGAAAACGUUGACGGAAAUUGGAUGUAUGUACCUGUAACAUCCAUAUCCUAUGUGUCGAAUGAAAUUUCAUUUUAAUCCUUGUUUCUCGUAUAAUGUGCAACAGAGGCUAGGAAUUGAACUUGGAUCAAGAAUCAAGCUGCAAUCGUACGACCAGUCAAUCAUUUCGAUCAAACACAGCGGUCUGUGAAUUUCUAUGUAUAAACGAUACCCUAUUUCUAAUACUGAUCUGUGAUAUUUAUCUUCAAAAACCUGUUAACUUA
Messenger RNA from Diprion similis, 1400 nucleotides. RefSeq lists its product as uncharacterized. Lineage: Eukaryota; Metazoa; Arthropoda; Insecta; Hymenoptera; Diprionidae. The coding region runs from base 14 to 1069 and encodes 351 amino acids. The transcript has 4 exons. The record is from RefSeq and is a predicted model, not a curated record.